Impatiens glandulifera is the source of this 1475-nucleotide messenger RNA. RefSeq lists its product as uncharacterized. The transcript is spliced from 3 exons. The record is from RefSeq and is a predicted model, not a curated record. Lineage: Eukaryota; Viridiplantae; Streptophyta; Magnoliopsida; Ericales; Balsaminaceae. Bases 144 to 1262 code for a protein of 372 amino acids.
UAUUUGGAGGUUACGAGAGCUUUCUUGAGGAAAAAGCCCUUAAUGACGGCGACUCUGCGUUGAGCUAUGUCAAGGAUCCAACAAACGCAAUUUCUUCUUCUUCUUCCUCAUUUCUCUCUCUAGGGCAUCUUUCUAGCAUCAAUAUGCCGUCAUUCACAAAGGUUGUAUGGGAGACUUUGCUCGAACCUGUAGUUCAAGAUUCUCACAAGUGUUUUUUCAAAAAAUCCGAUGAUGUAGCUAGUAAUGAAGAGAGGGAGGAUGUUAGAUCGACGAAACAUAUAUACAUAUCACCUGCUCUGUAUGCGACUCCGUUGCCGACUCCGAUUCCGGAUUGUACCUCCGAUCCGUCAUCGCCUUCACCUUACAUCGUUAACCAUAAGAGACGCGGAGGUAAGGUGUUUUCUCUUCGUUCCGAUGGUUCUGAUGAGAAGAAAUUGGAAAGUGAGAAUGAUGCGGUUAAUGUGGUCGAGGAAUCGUUCGAUCAGGAAUUUCUAGGGCAGGAGGAGAUUGUUCUAGAGAGAAAUGAGGUGUAUGCUAUUGAGGAUGAGUUAUUUGAUUCUCGUUGCGAACAGGUUGGCACUUCUAGUUGUAGUGAGGUGGAUGAUUGUGGAAAGCAAAUUGACAAUCAGAGCCUUGUAUCUUAUCAGGGGGAAUUCUUCGACGCUAUUGAAGAACUGUCAAUGGAUGGGUCUACGUCUAGUAUAUCCUUUUCCUAUGUCCCAAAACUGGAAUCAGAACUACGUUUCUCAAGGAUCAGUCUUCUGGAGGAGAUCGAGAGGCGAAAGAAUGCAGAGGAUGCUCUUAAUCGAAUGUAUAAACAGUGGGAGAGGCUAAGCACUAUGGUAUCUGAAGCAGGGGUAUCAUUUCCUCCAUUAACAGAUGCAAGCAGUUUCAAGUUUGACGAAAGUUCGCUAGAGCAGUUACAUCAGGAAAUUGUAGUUGCUAGAUUUGUUUCUGAAGCAAUAGGACAUGGCAUGGCUCGUGCCAAAGCUGAAGUAGCUGCGGAAGAGAUGAUACAAUCGAAAGACCAUGAGAUCACCCGGUUGCGAGACCGCCUGCAAUACUACGAAGCAGUUAAUCGCGAAAUGUGCCUGAGGAAUCAGGAGAAUAUGGAGCUUGCUAGGAAUCAACGACAAAGAAAAAGGAUCCAGAGGAGGUGGCUAUGGUGGGGUUGUGUAGGUUUAGUCGUGUCUGCGGGUGCUUCUGCAAUCGGUUACUCGUACCUACCUCAACCGCAGGACAGAAUCAACUCAACGGAAUAGUGUUACGCCGACAUAUCUUUUAACAUUUUCACCUUUUAGAACUUAGGGUUUUCUGAUGAUGAUUCUAAAUUUCUAAUCAGCAUAGUGUUUCUUCCUGUUGUAUCUUUUUCGGCUUGUAAGAUGGGCAUUGCCUGUUGUGACUAAUACUCAGGAAUGAGCAAUUGCUAAUUACCAGUGACGAUGGUUGUUGUUGAACAUAAUAUAUAUUUGCGA